UGUCAUAACACUCCCACAUCUUUAAUAUUGUCAGAGAACCGAACUAGUUUUAGUUUGAGUUUGUGUUUAUGUUUGUGUUUGUGUUUGUGUUUGUGCACACAAGAGAGAGAGAAAGAGAGAGACAUGGCCAUGGCUAAAGAGAAAGACGAGGUUCACAACACUGGCAAGCGGUUGAAAUGCAUGAGGAAUCAACAGCAACAAGAAGAUGAAGUUGUUGAAGAGGAAGACACUGAGCUUCCUCUCAAACCAGGAUUGUUCUUCUACCCCACAACCCCCACUUCCUUUGUUGUUUCUGAUGCUCUUGAACCCGAUUUUCCGAUCAUAUAUGUUAACAAGGUCUUCGAAAUCUCCACCGGAUAUCGUGCUGACGAGGCCCUUGGUCGCAACUGUCGGUUCUUACAGUAUAGAGAUCCACGAGCUCAGAGGCGGCACCCUUUGGUGGAUCCUGUUGUUGUGUCUGAGAUUAGAAGAUGUCUUGAGGAAGGUGUUGAGUUCCAAGGCGAGCUUCUGAAUUUCCGAAAGGAUGGUACUCCUUUGGUGAACAGACUGAGGCUUGCACCAAUUCAUGAUGAUGAUGGAACUGUGACACACGUAAUAGGUAUCCAACUCUUUUCUGAGGCAAACAUAGAUCUUAACCGUGUCUCGUAUCCAGUUUUCAAAGAGACUUGCAAUCAAGAGUUUGAUAAGAGCGGUAAAUAUUCUACCAAGAGUGGACAAUCAUUGUACAGUCAGCACCAAGAGAUGUGUGGCAUUCUUCAGCUUUCUGAUGAGGUCUUGGCUCACAACAUUUUGUCACGCUUGACACCAAGGGAUGUCGCAUCCAUUGGCUCUGUGUGCAGGAGGAUUCGUCAAUUAACGAAGAAUGAGCAUGUGAGGAAGAUGGUAUGUCAAAAUGCUUGGGGCAAAGAAGUGACCGGCACAUUGGAACUGAUGACCAAGAAGUUAGGAUGGGGCCGUCUGACUCGGGAGCUUACUACUCUCGAGGCUGUUUGUUGGAGGAAACUGACAGUUGGAGGCGCAGUGGAGCCUUCGCGCUGCAAUUUCAGUGCUUGUGCUGCCGGUAACAGGCUUGUAUUGUUUGGAGGUGAAGGAGUGGAUAUGCAGCCAAUGGAUGACACUUUUGUUCUAAAUCUUGAUGCUAAGAAUCCAGAAUGGCGCAGGGUUAGCGUGAAAUCAUCCCCACCGGGGCGGUGGGGCCACACGCUCUCAUGCUUGAAUGGUUCUUGGUUGGUGGUUUUUGGUGGAUGUGGCAGGCAAGGACUGCUCAAUGAUGUGUUUGUGCUUGAUUUGGAUGCUCAACAGCCAACAUGGAGGGAAGUCUGUGGCGGAACGCCGCCACUUCCUAGAUCAUGGCACAGCUCUUGCACAAUUGAAGGGUCCAAAUUGGUUGUCUCCGGCGGGUGCACCGAUGCAGGUGUGCUUCUUAGCGACACAUAUUUGCUGGACCUCACCACAGAUAAUCCAACAUGGAGGGAAAUUCCAACUUCCUGGGCACCUCCUUCUAGGUUGGGACACUCUCUCUCAGUCUAUGGGAGGACUAAGAUUCUCAUGUUUGGUGGACUUGCAAAGAGUGGACACUUGAGGCUAAGAUCAGGUGAGGCUUAUACAAUUGACUUGGAAGAUGAACAACCACAAUGGAGGCAACUAGAGUAUAGUGCAUUCACAGGGUUGGCUAGUCAAAGUGCUGUAGUUCCUCCUCCUAGGCUGGACCAUGUUGCUGUGAGCAUGCCUUGUGGGAGGAUCAUUAUAUUUGGAGGUUCAAUUGCUGGUCUUCACUCACCAUCUCAGCUAUUUCUGUUGGACCCUUCUGAAGAGAAACCAUCGUGGAGGAUCCUCAAUGUUCCAGGGCAACCACCAAAAUUUGCUUGGGGUCAUAGCACUUGUGUGGUUGGAGGGACGAGGGUGUUGGUGUUGGGUGGACACACUGGGGAGGAAUGGAUACUCAAUGAGUUGCAUGAGUUGUGCUUGGCAAGUCGACAAGACUCUGACCUGUGAAGGGCAUCUUCUCUCGAGACAAGAUUUUGGUUGCAAAAAACAAAGGUUUUGGGUGGGUUUUCUUUCGCAGUUUGGUUUUGUAUAUGAACUAUUAUAUGAUUGUUAUAUGACAUGACGUGUGUUUUACCAAUGUUUUUGAAUGUGAUGUCAUCUGGCUUAUCUACCGUCUAUGACACUAGGAAACAAAUCUCUGUACAUCAAAGAGUUAGGCUGUUGUAUCA
Messenger RNA from Cajanus cajan (pigeon pea), 2216 nucleotides. RefSeq names its product flavin-binding, kelch repeat, f box 1 (gene FKF1). Gene Ontology annotation, molecular function: protein binding. Gene Ontology annotation, cellular component: SCF ubiquitin ligase complex; cytosol; nucleus. The record is from RefSeq and is a predicted model, not a curated record. Gene Ontology annotation, biological process: circadian rhythm; response to blue light. NCBI's taxonomy places the organism in Eukaryota, Viridiplantae, Streptophyta, Magnoliopsida, Fabales, Fabaceae.